UUGAUUUUGUUUAAACUUUGAAUCAAUAACGUAACGGCCAACGGAUUAUUACAACAGUGUUUUUGGUUUUAUAUUUACAUCUACUUGAUAUGCGGUCAUACAAAAUAAAAAUAAAUAAUUACAAUUAUUAAUUUGGUCUUGAUAUAAAAAUAAGAAAAUGUCCACUCGAUCGGGAAAGCUUUUUUUAGGUUUACAUAACUCGCCCGCAUCAGAAAUAAAUGCAGAUGUGAAAACCAAAAGAAAAACUCGUAGCCACAAACAAAAAGAAAAUUGUAUCGAUGCUACCGUAUCUAAGAAAAAACAUUAUGUUUUACGAUUUCCGUCUGAGGAAGAAACUAGCAAUGACGCUAGCAGCCAAAUGACCCUCCGAAACCGUAAAUCGUGUAGAAAUACUCUAAGUGAAGUAACAAUCAAUGAUGUUGAUAUUGCAAAACCUAUCAAAUUAAACCGACGGAAAAAAGUCGUUGAAAAUGAUGACUUAUCACUAAAAACAAGUAAGAAAUCAAAGAAAAAGAAAAUUGUUAAACGUAUUGGACUAGAAAAUGAAAGUAUGGAUGCAAUUGAGGAUGAAAAUAAAGUAAUUAAAAAGAAAAUAAGCUCUGGUUCUGUUGUCAUUGAAGACUUAAAUGAUCAAAACGUCAAGAAUAAUUCAGUAAACAAGAGUAAUAUUUCUGCUGAUUCUUUCCACAGUGGUGCUGCCAGCAAUGUUGGUAGCCCUGAUGAGGUUGUGUUAAAAAACAUACAUAAUUUGAAAACAUCAGUUGAUAACAUAUUUCUUAUUAAAGAAAAUAUGGAAUUCACUACUGACUGUAAGCAAAAAAAAGUUCAGAAAGAUAUUCUUAAAAGAAAGAGACGAGCCAGAAAUACUCAAAGCAAAGAUGAUGAUAGAGAAUCUAUUAAAAGUAAAUUUGUUCCAAAAGAAAACUGUUCUACAACAGAACAGGACAGUCAUAAUGGCUCUGCUUUCAACAUAUUAUUUGAUAGUAAUGAGAAAAACAGAUCAAGUUAUAAAAAUUCCACAUUUACUGAAAUAUCUACAGAUAAUAUUGAAAACCCAUUGACUUUAAUUGAGGACCAGGCUGACAACGGUUGCAAAUAUAACAGAUUAGAAAGGAACACACAUUCAAAUGAUAAUACAUUAUUAGAAAUGAUCUAUAAACUAGAGAAGAAACAAAAUGAGAAUAACUCAGAGAAGAAAAGCACUUUGAAAUAUGAAGAUCCAAUAUUAGUUGCAAAAGAAACAACAAUUGAUAAAUAUGCAAACAACAUUAGUUUAGAAAUUCAAUGUAAUAAUUCUUCUGUUACUAAGUUAACUGGUAAUAAAACUCCCAGAAAGAAAACCUCCUCCAGUAUGCCAAAUACACCAAUAAGGAAUACCAUAAAUUCUAAGGAAACAUCAAAUACAGUACAAAAUGGCACCAGCAACGUAACAUUUGAAAAAGAUGUGGCAGAUUGUACAUUUGAUAUAAAUAAAUCACCUGAAUCAAUCAUCAUUCAGACCUCUAAUUCAGCUGACUUACAACAGAUUGAUAAAGUUACAUUAAACACAACUUUUGAAAAAGAAAACCACAAUUUGAACAGUACUUUUGAUAAACCUGAAGAAGUCUUUUCAUCAAUAAUUACUUCUGAUUCAUCAACAACUAAUGACAAAUCAAUGUCACGCAUCAGUAUUACAAGUGAUGAAUCAGGAAGCUGUAUUAACAUUACUCCUUUUAUUGUUGAGAGUAGUCUGGAUGAAUCCAAAAUUUAUUAUAUAAGUCCAAAUAUCACUAAUCAGGAGACAGUAAAAUCGCCAUCUAACUGUGUACCUGAUCAGAUAACACCUUCAACUUCACUGCAACGCGAGGGGACCUUUACAAAGGAAUCACAUACAGAUUUGACAUAUCCUAAAGAAUUAAGUACAUCCGCGGGGCAGACACCAAAGCGCACUUCAUACAAAAAGGCAGUUUUUAAUGUCACACGGUCAAUUGAAAAGACUCGAAGGUCAUCUAUUGCUGAGCUACCACACACCACAAGAGUUAUGUUCUGUAGCCCCAUCAAUACUCCAGUGAUAACAAAUCAAAUAAAAGGCAAAGUAAUUAAAUCUAGUAUGAAAGGUUCAAACAAAAGUUUUGUGAUUAAUGAUCAAGAACCGUAUCGUGUCAGCUCAAUUCGCAAAAGGUCAUACAGUCACAGUGGCUCAGAUGGCCUAGACAUUAAGCGGCAAAGAUUAGUUGAAGGUACUUCAAACAGAGUGUCUCGCUCCAGGACCUCAAGUGCUUCAGGAAAAAUCCAAAACACUUCAACAAAACUAACCCCAUCUAAGGCCAAAGAUGAAAUCACUCGCGUGGCCAGAAAGAAGCUGCCCAACUUCGCCGCCCUGCAUCAGAAGCAAUUCGAUAAGAUGGAGUCCCUUGAUGAGUGUCAGGAACGCAAAGCUCGUCGCGCUCUCUUGCUGGCCGCCGGCACUUCGGCUGCCAGCAUCGACAGAGAUUCAAAGGCCCAGAGAAAACAACAUGAGAAAAACCAUAGUUUACUAUCUGUGAAACCUGGAUACACGAGAUUCGGCUUCAGGAUGAAAUCUGACGUCAACCCGUUCACGACCGAAGCUAAAGUGACCGAACAUUCGAAACUGUCUCUAAAUACAACAAAUUCGAAUUCGUCCAAAACAUUCGUUAAACCAAAUGAAGCGCCGAACGAUUCGAAGAGACCUGGCAAGUUGCCUUCCCUCAAAGGCAGCACGGCUCGGAAGGAGAUAGCGAAACAGACUGUCAUGAGAGAAAAGUCGUUCGCAGAGAAGAGAAGUUCCAGCCGAAAGGAAAACAGAACUAUAAUUAAGGGAGUGAGAACGAACCGACGCUUCGAACUGCAGAUGCAAAUGCGGAAUCUUAAUUGACAUUUUAAAUGUUUCGCUCCAUUAUUAGCAUUUUGCAAAAAUUUGCUGGGUUCGAAUCCUCUUAAAUAACACGACUGGCUCAAAUUAAAGGUAUUAAUAUACUAAUUUAGUGUUUAGAAAUAUUUGUUUUAAUUAAUAGCUUUGUUAACUAACACUAAUGUUUGGUUAUGGUUGCUAGAAGCACUAAUUAUUUUACAGGUGUGUGCGUUUCAUUCAAAAGAGAAAUGUAUAUUUUUUUUGGUAAGUUCUGACAGAGACUAUAUUAUGUGUUCAAUAUAUGUACAUACAACCUCUGACUUUCAAAAUAGAUAAUACUUAAGAUUUCUAUGGAGACUUAUAAAAAUCGCAGCCCUAUAAAAAUACAAUAUUUCAUACAUUAAUUAUUAAGCUAUUUACGAUGGAUAAAGAGAUAAAUAUUUUUUUGUUAAUGUUAUAUAUUGCGUUGACCUGUCACAGAUCAUGUCAUAAAAUGACUUUGGCUUGAGAUUUAUCAAAAACUAAUUAUGAUGUCCUUGUUGUAUUUAACUGUUAAUGUCAGUUUAAAGUCUCGUUGCUUACCUCAAGCUAUAAUGUUUGCAGUUGCUGAGAUUGCACUGUAGUUGUAACGGUUUAAAAAAAACUUACUUUAAUGGGCCAAAUAUGUUUGUGGUCUUAAAUAUUUGAUAACCACAAAUUGAUACGUAUUUGUUUUGUCUUUCAUAUCACUUACAAUAUAGGUAGGCAUCUAGACACAAUAGGCUUAUGGUAUGUUUAUUGUGAAGAUCCUAAGUAAUUACUUAAAUAUAUGUUUGGACAUGCUCGGCAAAAUAAAACAAAACUCGGGCAAGUUUCAUUUUAUUUUGUCGCAUCUGAAACUCCUAUUUAAUACGAUUAUUAGUACGAUAUAAUAUAGGUCUUGUUGGGUAGUGUUUUUUUCUUUUUAAUAUCCUGUAAUAGACCAGUGUUUAAUUCAGUUCAGUUAAUUGUUACAACGGAAAUGGAAUCGUAACUAUGAUCAUAAUCAGGCUAUUAUUAAAACUAAAUAAAGAUAUUGAUUUUAAAUUGUGUAAUAAUAUAUUAUGUGCUUUAAUAAAUUGGUUUAGUUAGAUAAUUCGUUUUAUUUAAGACUGGCAGUGUGACUGUCCCUGG
Pieris rapae (cabbage white) is the source of this 4003-nucleotide messenger RNA. RefSeq lists its product as uncharacterized. The coding region runs from base 158 to 2875 and encodes 905 amino acids. NCBI's taxonomy places the organism in Eukaryota, Metazoa, Arthropoda, Insecta, Lepidoptera, Pieridae. The transcript has 5 exons. The record is from RefSeq and is a predicted model, not a curated record.